UCCUUUAUCCUUUAGCCGCAGUGUUGUGCUUAUGUCUGGGUCAGCUUUAGCUCCUCUUUAGCCUCAUUUGGACCGAAUAAACUCAGAAUCCCGGGUCCGUGAGCGGGACCGAACGUCAGACAGACCGAGGACAACCCGAACAGAACCGAACCAGACCGGACACGACCGGACCAGACCGCACCAUGCCCGAGACUGAGAGUUACUCCAACCCUUUGGCUCCAGAGGGACACGAUGUGGACGACCACCGUGCCGCUGCUCAGGCCAAACUGACCAAUGAUGACUUCAGAAAGCUGCUGAUGACCCCCAGGGCUGCGCCGUCCUCAGCCCCGCCCUCCAAGACCAGGACACAUGAAAUGCCACGGGACUAUAACGAGGACGAGGAUCCCGCCGCCCGCAGGAGGAAGAAAAAGAGUUACUACGCGAAGCUCCGGCAGCAGGAGAUGGAGAGAGAGAGAGAACUGGCCGAGAAAUACAGAGACAGAGCGAGAGAGCGACGAGACGGAGUCAACAAAGACUAUGAAGAAACAGAGCUGAUCAGUACUACAGCCAACUACAGAGCUGUGGGGCCGACAGCAGAGGCAGAUAAGUCUGCGGCAGAGAAGCGUCGUCAGCUCAUCCAAGAGUCUAAGUUCUUGGGAGGUGACAUGGAGCACACUCACUUGGUGAAGGGUCUGGACUUCGCUUUGCUACAGAAGGUGCGAGCGGAGAUCACCAACAAAGAGAAGGAGGAGGAGGACAUGAUGGAGAAGGUCCAGAAGGAGGCCAAGAAAGAGGUGGAGCCAGAGGAGAAGAUGGAGUUUAAGACACGCCUUGGGAGGAACAUUUACCGCGUGGUGUUCCGCUCGGGGCAGUCUGAGAGGAACGAGCUGUUUCUUCCCGGGAGAAUGGCGUACGUGGUCGACCUCGAGGACGAGUUUACUGACACCGACAUCCCCACCACCCUCAUCCGGAGCAAGGCCGACUGCCCUACUAUGGAGGCGCAGACAACGCUGACGACCAACGACAUCGUGAUCUCCAAACUCACUCAGAUCCUGUCCUACCUCCGAGCAGGAACCAGGAACAAGAGGCUCAAGAAGAAAGAUAAAGGUAAACUGGACGACAAGCGUGCUCCCGAGGCUGACCUCAGUAUCUUUGAUGACAUCGGAGACUACAUCCCAACAUCGUCCAAGUCCAGAGAGAAGGAGCGCCACCGCGAGAGGGAACGAGAGAGGGAGAGGGACAGAGAGAGAGACCGGGAGAGAGAGAAGGAGAGGGAGAGGGAGGAGAAGAGCCGACACAGCUACUUCGACAAAUCACGAGGGGGCGCUGAAGAGCAGGCUUUGGAGGUGGACACAGGUCCUGGGUCGGUCCGAGAUCAGAUCAAACUCAUCAACGAGAAGUUCGCUGGAGCUGCAGGGCCUCAAUGGAACCAGGAGGCUGGGUCUCGGCGGGACAGCAAAGAGCAGCUCGGAGAUUUCUUUGGAGGGUCCAACUCCUACGCCGAGUGUUACCCAGCAACAAUGGACGAUCUGGCGGUGGACAGUGACGAGGAGGUGGACUACAGUAAAAUGGACCAGGGGAAUAAGAAGGGUCCUCUGGGACGCUGGGACUUUGACACUCAGGAGGAGUAUUCAGACUACAUGAACAACAAGGAGGCACUCCCCAAGGCUGCGUUUCAGUACGGUAUAAAGAUGUCCGAAGGCAGAAAAACACGACGAUUCAAAGAAACCAACGAAAAAGCCGAACUGGACCGACAGUGGAAGAAGAUCAGCGCCAUCAUUGAGAAGAGGAAGAAGAUGGAGGCGGACGGGGUGGAUGUGAAGAGGCCGAAGUACUGAAGACUUUGGGUUUAUUCUAAUAAUGAUUUGAUCAGUGUAAAAUGUGUAAAAUGUGUUAUUGAUGAAACUUGUAAAUGUGUUUAACAGUGAAAUGGCCAAUAAAAACCUUUGAC
Molecule: messenger RNA, 1930 nt
Organism: Periophthalmus magnuspinnatus
Lineage: Eukaryota; Metazoa; Chordata; Actinopteri; Gobiiformes; Gobiidae
Gene: ik
Product: IK cytokine
Exons: 20
Coding region: 183-1817 (544 amino acids)
Biological process (GO): mRNA splicing, via spliceosome
Cellular component (GO): nucleus
Source: RefSeq, a predicted model, not a curated record